Messenger RNA from Haliotis rubra (blacklip abalone), 5248 nucleotides. Its product is annotated as mesoderm induction early response protein 1-like. The transcript is spliced from 12 exons. NCBI's taxonomy places the organism in Eukaryota, Metazoa, Mollusca, Gastropoda, Lepetellida, Haliotidae. Gene Ontology annotation, molecular function: histone deacetylase binding; transcription corepressor activity. Gene Ontology annotation, biological process: negative regulation of transcription by RNA polymerase II. The coding region runs from base 1 to 1575 and encodes 524 amino acids. Gene Ontology annotation, cellular component: nucleoplasm. The record is from RefSeq and is a predicted model, not a curated record.
AUGGCGGAGCCGGCAGGGAGCGAAUCGAGCAGCCCUGAAACUGACAAAGACUUCGAUCCAUCGGCAGACAUGCUAGUUCAUGAUUAUGAUGACGAGCACACUCUAGACGAGGAAGAAGCCCUUAGUGGAGAAAGCUGUUCUAAUGAACUAGAUGAUCUAGCAAAGGAAGGGGACAUGCCUAUUGAAGAUCUGCUAGCCAUGUAUGGAUGUGGUCAGCCCAAUGAGGAUGAUGCACAUGAUAACACACGAUCCAGCAGCGAGGAAGAGAUUCUUAGUAACCAUGACCUUACCCUUGAUAAAGAUGAGAUUGCCCGAGAUUUGCUCAAGAACAACAGUGAAGCUGAUGACAAAGAAACCAGCGUUACUGACCUGUUUGAAACCGUUGCUACAUCACACACAGCCAGGCUUUUGAGAUCAAGCAGCAGACCAGGGAGUGAAGAUGACUCGGAAGACUCAGAAGAAGAUGUCGAUUACAAACCAGAACACGAAGAGGACUGGAAAAAGGUUAUACAAGUGGGUCAUGAUUACCAAGCCGUGGUGCCGGAGGGUCUCAGCAAGUAUGGGGAUGCUCCGGCAUAUGAAAAUGAAGACAGAUUAUUAUGGAAUCCAAGCAAGACAGAAAAUGAUACAGUGGAAAAGUAUUUGAAGGAUGUACACGAGCAGAACCUCAUGAAUGCCCAGGGUGUAAACUGUAUCCCAACAGGGACACAUGUCAGAGACGAUGAGCAGGCGUUGUACCUACUACUGCAAUGUGGGCACAAUGUUGAAGAAGCCCUCCGACGGCGGAAAAUGCAAGCUGUUCCAACAUCAGAUCCAAUGAGCCUGUGGUCAGAGGAGGAAUGUAGGAACUUUGAAAAUGGACUUAGAACAUAUGGCAAAAACUUUUAUCUUAUACAGCAAAACAAGGUGCGGACACGGUCUGUAGGAGAAUUAGUCCAGUUUUAUUACUUAUGGAAGAAAACAGAACGGCAUGAUAUCUUUGCCCACAAAAACAGACUAGAAAAGAGGAAAUAUGCCUUACAUCCAGGAGUCACGGACUACAUGGAUCGGUUUCUGGACGACCAAGAUGCUGUGAAUCCAACAAGGGACAGGUCAGCCAGCCCCAACCUCAAUUCAUUAAUUUAUGGUGAUCCAAAACGAACACACAUUAAACAAGAACUUGAAGAACAAGCCUCAUGUCCACCAGAGUCCAAGGAGAAAGUGUCUGAAGUAUGUACAGCUUCAACGACAGCUGUAGCCCUAAGUCCAGAUCGCAAGGACUCACAGUCCAAGUCGGAGUCUGUCUCUGUGAAAACUGACACUAAUUUAAACGGCAGUGCUGAAGACUUACACGAGCCCCCUUCCAAAAGGCUGAAGUCUGAAAACAAGGAAAAAAGUAUUUCUGAACCUUUAAAAUGUGUCUCUGGCAACCAUAUAGAAAGUUUACAGCCCUUACCGCUGAACACCACAGUAAACAGUAUAGUAGCAGUUAGCCCAGUUAGUGCUCAUGAACUUGCUGGGAGUGGAGAGCCAGUGUUACAGUCACGUGUCAUCAGUCCGCAAACAAUAGAGUCAAGUGAAAUGAAUCACGUUUAGUGAAAUCACCACACAUUCCGUUACAAUCACAAUCACAUGAUAACGUGCAAUAAACAACGCUUUCUCCGUCAAGUUGUUCAAGACGGAUGUGUACCUCAAAAUCAAGCAUCACAAUUGGGAAUGUGCUAGUAUGUGUUUUGUUAAAGACGACAACAACCUGAAUGAGAAGAUUAUUCUAAUUUGUUGUUGGUUUUUGUUUGUUUCCAACCAUUAUGAAACAACCUGAAUAUUGUAGAGAAUUACCAAAAUGCGUCGGAGUCUCAAGAUCAAGACAUGCACUCUGGUUACCUCAUAACGAUGUUAAAUGUGUUAGUACUUGUCUUACCAGUCUAAUCGUUUCAGCACAAAAGCUAAUAGUGCUCUUCCAUAUAGGAAAGGGCCAGACCUUCACAACAAACAGAAGUUACCUUCGCUGAUAAUCUAAAGCUUGGCUUUUUGUUGCAUUUGCACCGAAGAUUAGUAUUGUUUCCAUCUUGCUGCAAGAACCAUAUUGGAAGUAUUUAACACCCUCAACGCUCAGACAUUGAAUCACUUGACAUUACUUUGUUGUCAAGAAAUACAGGAUGUCAAUUUAUCUGUUCAUAUUUUUAACACUUACUGACUUGUUCUUAUUCAAAUUUUGUAAUGGAGUAGAAGAGUGUCCUGUCAAAAGUGCUAGCAUCAUGAAAAUGUUUUAAUGUCCAGCAGGUGUACUGGAUAUCCAUGUCUACUGGACGGUUCAAAAAGGAUAUAUCUUGUCUGAAUUAAUAUUAAAGAAAACAGCCAUGUUUUGAGAGUCCUUCGAUGAAUAUAACAAUUUGACGACUGCUUCUUCUGGCUAAUUUGCCAACAUGUGAAAUUUGUUUUAAAAUACCUCUGAUGUAGCUGCAAGAUAACUUGUAGUAGCAGAUACUGAUACAUUAGAUAACGCAAAUAUACUUGUGGUAGGCAGUCUAGGUGUUAAACAGCCACAGUGUUGCUCGAUGGGACAUAGGAUUAUAAAAUUUAUAUAUCUAUGUCGCAGUUUGUGAUACUUUUGUAAAGGAACAUAGAAGCACAUGGAACAUGAGGCUGUUAAAUAUGUCUAAUAUGGUAACAAUAUAAGAAAGAUAUGAUUGAAGUUAAUAUCUUGAAGAUAUUUGUGCCUUUUGCAUUGUGAAUACAAUGCAUGGUGAUAAAGUUGUUGAAUUCGUGGAUGAGUUCGUAAUUUGUUAAUCUGAGUCGAUCCAGGUCUGAUAAAAUUACAAUCUUAACUCAAAAUUUGUGACUGGUUAAUUAUACUUGAGAGGGAAUGUUGCUGGUUGCACCAUGAGCUGUUGUUGUUAGUAAGUUGAAGACUGUUGACAUGUACAGUGAUGGUUGUUGUGUUAAGUAUUAAGCUUUCCUGAGGAUGGAAACAAGGAGAUGGGUACUUUCAACUUCUUUCUGGCUAGUUUUAGAAAUGAUUGCCAUUUUCAUAUCAGGAUCUGUUCAUUCUUAUUUAGGGAGUGAGGGUCUUAAUUUCAUAUGAAGACAAUGUGUUCACAUAUUUUACUGACACCAAGUUUCAUAUCUGGGUUGUAGCGCUCAUGCCAUGCAGUAGCACAUUAUUGUUACCAUAAUACCCUAUAAGCAUGGAAAGCCUAACCUUUGGCUUGUGAGUUUAGAUCAAACUUACUUAACCACUAGGCUGUUGCCAGGCAUUUAUUUCCUCUGGUGAUGGAGGGGUAGCCUUGUGGUUAAAGCGUUUGUCACGCCAAAGACCCAGGUUUGAUACAGUUCAGAUUUGGUUAUGAUGCAGCGGAAUGUCCUUUCAAACAGUGAUUGAGUCAUGAAAGUAACCUAAUGCUAGUGUUCAUCUUAGUAACUGUCACAUUUGGCUUUCUGACGACUUAACUAAUUGUUAACUUACACUGUUAAAGGUGGGGGCCAAAACUCAAAUUACUGGCUCAUUCUCGACCAUUAUGUUUAUUCAAAAUUGAGUUGAUUGUAUCAAACUGUUUACAGGAUAAUACCAAUUGAUAUUUGUCAGUAUAUAAAAGUGAGCUGUAUUUUCCUCCAUCUUAAAGAUUUCUUCUCCCCAUGCCCCCUCCUUAAAAAAUGGACACUUCCAUAUCCAAACUCAAAUGGCAGUGUUUCUAAAGCUAGCUUUCUGGAUACCCUGUAUAAUCCAGGUGCUUGAUUUCCAACUAUACAAAUAUUUAUAACAAUACCUGUUCAAAAAUACCAGUACAUGUAUUAUUGGUAUGCAUAAGUAAUACCAGGGGCAUAAUUAAACAUUCAGCAUCCUAAUGAUGUUGAAGCUCACAAGGACACCAUUUUAGUGUUUCUCGUGUCAGUUUAUGGUCAGUAUGCUAACAUACAUUAAUAUAUUAUGUGACUGUUCACAGUAUCAUUGUAUCAGAUAAUAUUUUGCAUAUUGUACAGAAUUUUCUAUGUGAUCGCUUGGUGCUGAAACAAGUCUACAGCUGCACCGAGGAUGGAGAAUGUGCAAGCAUUAUAAUGUACAGAGACAUGUAUAGGUCGUGUUACUAUGGUUACAAGUUCUACUAGCAGUUGUGUACUAUUAUGCCGAUUUGUACAGCGAAUGUCCAUUGUCUUUUUCUAAAGUGUGUAUAUCUGUCACUGUCGGAUUAUUGCCAGACAGAUUAUUUAUGUAGGAGUAUUUGAUCAAUUCAGAGUACUGAACAGGCUGCAGAGUAAUUGUAUCUGAUUUUUCUAGUACUCGUAAUUUGUGGUUUUGAAAGAAUUUAUGGAGAGUGUUUUUGUAAUAAGCUAACUGAUAACGCUUCUCUUGCCAAUUUUUAUUGCGAUCUAGACUUUUGAUACUUUUCAUUAUUUCUAUUAUAGAUCGUACAUUUUGGAAGUAAGAUUUUCCUAAAGAUGCUGCAUUUUUAUAUAUAGUUUCUUUCAUGAAAGUGCAUUUGGAGUUUUAUACAUUUGGUCUAAAAAUUAAUGCUUAUUUUCAUCUAUAGCCGAUUGAAAACAAAAAAUUCUGAGUCCUUACUGACACUUUGUUAUUUCAUAGAUUUUCAUCUCGAUCAUGGUUGUCCAUAAUUUUGUAAUGUCGAGAGAAAUCGGUCAUCACUUUCUCAUGGUCUUUUGUAAAGUUGAAUUUGCUCUGUACAACAUUCUCAUUGUGUUUAUUCAGGUAUUCUUGUUCAAUUUCAGUUUGUUAACGGUUGUGAGAGAAUUCUUUGCAUGAGUUGUACUGUCCUGUAUGUCUCUGAGUUGAUUCACUCAUGUCGGUUUUCUUGACUGGGAUUAAUGAUACCUGUGUUGGAUAUUAUAUGUGUGAGUUCAUGGUUAUCCAUAUCUUAUCUCUGUCAGAGGCUUAAACAUAUAUGCAAUUUUAAAUUACUCGGAGACUGAGACUUGUCAGUCAUUUAUCAGUAGGCAUGACUGUUGUCAGAUAGAUAUUCUUACCUGUCGUAAUUAUGAAACAUAAAUAUUUUAGGAAUGGUAGCUUUGUAGACUUCAUGAAAGUAAUGUGAAAUCGUUAUAGUGUACCAGGAAGUGAAGUGCUGAUCAACCAUCGUUUCUGUUAAGUCAUGCCUUUUUUUGUGGUAAGCUCUUUCUUUAGAUGAGCCUGUAUAGCAUCAUCUCUAUUGCUAGUCUAUAUACAAAUCAAUAUUGAAUUAUGAAAAAAUGGUAAAUAUGUACAUGUAGUUUCUUAGUACUAUUAUGCUGCUUUUUCUGUGUAAUUUUGAGAAAA